This is a messenger RNA of Contarinia nasturtii (swede midge), 2119 nucleotides long. RefSeq names its product LIM/homeobox protein Lhx1 (gene Lim1). The record is from RefSeq and is a predicted model, not a curated record. Gene Ontology annotation, cellular component: nucleus. NCBI's taxonomy places the organism in Eukaryota, Metazoa, Arthropoda, Insecta, Diptera, Cecidomyiidae. The coding region runs from base 397 to 1797 and encodes 466 amino acids. The transcript has 7 exons. Gene Ontology annotation, molecular function: DNA-binding transcription factor activity, RNA polymerase II-specific; RNA polymerase II transcription regulatory region sequence-specific DNA binding. Gene Ontology annotation, biological process: neuron differentiation; regulation of transcription by RNA polymerase II.
GAAUGCGAAGAAUCAGUCAACGGUUGUAUAUCAUCGACGUCGGUUCAAGUAAUUCAUAUCUGUUGGAUAUUUAACGAACACAAAAGUUAACCUGGUUUGUUUAAAAGUCAUACCGUCGCGAAAUAUGAUUGGAUAACUUUGGUGGAUAUAUUUGAUAUCAAUUGUGGAAUAUUUUACUUUUUCAGCGAUAUUUCAUUUUGGGGUGAUAUAACCAAACGUGUUUGUGAACAAAAAGUGUAUAAAACAAAAGUGGAUAUUUUUCCGAUUUGUUUUAAAACAAAAACUAUAACAAUUUUGACCGAAAUCACCAAAGUUCCCCCCAGAGUUGUCGCACUGGCGUCAUAUUUGGGGGAACGAUACUCGCCAUCACUGAACCGGACUACUGCAAAAGACGUAAUGGCGUUUGGCUCAGUUCUGCAACAUACUCAACACAACAUUGGUCAUGUAGAGUCAUCAGUUGGUGUUGGUGACCAUUGUGCCGGUUGUAGUCAGCCCAUUUUAGAAAAAUUCCUUCUAAAUGUGUGUGAACGUCGAUGGCACCAGCAUUGUGUUCGUUGUAGUGAAUGUAAUGGAUCUUUGAUCGAUAAGUGUUUUAGCCGAGAUGGAAAAUUAUUCUGUAAAAAAGAUUUUUUUAGGCGAUAUGGCACAAAAUGCGGCGGUUGCAAUCAAGGAAUCUCACCGUCGGAAUUAAUCCGAAAAUCGCGAGACAAUAAAGCGUUUCAUUUACUGUGUCUCACUUGUUGUGUAUGCCGGGGUGAAAUUAGCACUGGGGAUCAAUUAUAUAUAGUGGACGAUAAUAAAUUUUUGUGUGAAAAACAUUAUCUGUUACAAAAAAGCCAACAUUCAUUAUAUUCAGAUCCGCUAUUGGGCUCCGGUUCCGAAGAUGAAGAAGAUGACGAACCAACACAUCAUAUUCGUGGUUCUAGUUUGGGAUUAGGUGCGUUAGUCGGAUUGGGUGGAAAUGUAUCAGAUUCUCUUAUCACCUUAGGUCCAUCUGAUAUGUCAGUACAAAGUACGAAUAGCGAUAAUAAAAUGACACAAGAUGAUUCUGAUCAAGGCUCAAUUGAUGGUGAUCCUGAUUGCCGUGGUGAUUCACAGGCAGAAAAUAAAAGUCCUGAUGAUGGGGCAAAUGGUUCGAAACGGCGUGGUCCACGAACAACUAUCAAAGCCAAACAGCUAGACGUUUUAAAAAAUGCAUUCAGUCAGACACCAAAACCAACGCGUCACAUCCGUGAACAACUCGCUAAAGAAACUGGUUUGCCAAUGAGAGUGAUACAAGUAUGGUUCCAAAAUAAGCGAUCAAAAGAACGACGAAUGAAACAACUAACGAGUAUGGGUCGCGGACCAUUUUUCGGUGGUGCAAGAAAAAUGCGUGGUUUUCCAAUGAAUCUAUCCCCGGGAGGUUUGGAUGAAGCGGGUUUUCCAUAUUUUAGUCACGAUGGAAAAUUUGAGUUUGGUUAUGGUGGCCCCCCAUUUCAUUCACAUGGUAGUGAUGCUCCAUUCUUUCCUGGACAUCCCAUUGGACCACUGCCGUUUAAUGCGUCAGGGCCAAUUGAUCACCCAAACACUUUGCCAAUGGUGAAUGAAAUGAGGUAUGACACGGGAGGCAUGACACCGGAGUCAAAUUUCAUGAAUCAAAGUUCGUCGAAUCAAAGUGGAAGUGGUGGUGGUGUAAAUGGGCCCGGAAAUCAAGAUAACAUUAUCAGCAAUCAAAGAAAUGCAUCUCCUUCAGAAUUUCUGGGAUCGAGCAACUUCUCGGAACCACAAAAUUUGCAAAACGAGGGUUUAGUUUGGUAAAACAUUACAUGGAUUUAUAAUGAAUGAGAUUUUUUUUUUCGAAAAAUCUUCAAAUAUUCGAUCAUAUUUUUAAGCUACAGUCUAAGAAAAGUGUAAAUAAUAAAUACAUACUUUCAAAAGAACUGUUUUAAUCGACUCUAUUGAUUUCAUUGAAGAUGCAGACGUAGGAUUGUUAGCAAAGAUUUUUUUCACAGGAAUUUUUAUUAGAUGUAACUCAUGUAUAAAAUAAUAUCAAAUUGCUUACUUGAUGAAAAAAGCGCUAAUUUCAAAAAUAAAUAUUCGUACAUGGACACGGAAGAAACCGAAGGAAGAAGUAACUCAA